AUGGAUAUGCUUCUCUUGGAUAGAGCUCAACAAGAGAAGGUGAACUUUGUUGGUGAGAAAAAACAAGAAGGGACUGCUGUGCUUAAUGAAGUUGAUGGUCUAGAAGUUUUGGAGAACCAGUUUGCCUCUAUGAGUAGUAACUCAAAACGCCCUAUGAAAUCACUUCCCGGAACUUCUGAGCAAAACCCCAAGGAGACAAUGAAAUCCAUCACCCUAAGGAGUGGUAAACAAUUGCCUCCUAGAACUCUCAUUAGGGAUAAUGAGAAGCAAGAUGGAGAGGUGGUCAUCAAUGUGGAUGAUGAUGUAGUUAUUGUGGAUGAGAAAACUAAUGAAAAGAUCUUGGAGAAGAUAGUUGAAGCUAAAGGGAAAGGAAAGGUUGGAGAAGAAAAGAAGAUUGUGAACAAGAAUGAAGCUGCUACUUCAUCAAAAGGAGCUCCAUUCAUUCCUCCUCCAUAUGAAGCAAAAAUUCCCUUCCCUGGUAGAUUCAAGAGACAGCUUUUGGAGCAAUACAAAGCCUUGUUUGAGAAGCAAAUGAGUGAGGUUCAGAUCACCAUACCCAUUAUUGAUGCCUUCAUGCUAGUGCCUCAGUGCAGCAAGUUCCUCAAGGAUGAUGUAACCAAGAAGAAGAAAGAGAUGGAAGGGAUGGUACUUCUCACCCAUGAAUGCAGUGACAUUAUACAGUGGUUAACCAUCCCCAAGAAGCUUGAAGAUCCAGGAAGCUUCACUCUACCUUGUGCCAUUGGGCAAUUAGCUUUUGAGAAGUGUAUUUGUGAUUUGGGAGCAAGUGUGAGCCUUAUGCCUCUCUCCACUGCUAAAAAGCUUGGGUUUACACAAUACAAGAAGUGUAGACUUUCUCUUGUGCUAGCUGAUCGCUCAGCGAAGAUUCUCAUUGGUAUCCUAGAAGAUCUCCCUGUUAUGGUUGGAAAUUGUGAAAUUCCUACAGAUUUUGUAGUGUUGGAGAUGAAUGAAGAACCAACAGAUCCUUUGAUGGGGAGACCUUUCUUGGCUACAGCAGGAGCUGUUGUGAAUGUUAAGGAAGGGAAGAUUAAUCUUCAUCUUGGCAAAGGGAACAUCCUGCAUUUUGACAUCAAGGAGGUGAUGAAGAAGCCCACUACCCAAAGCCAAGCAUUCUACAUUGAGGAGAUGGAAGCUUUAGCUGAAGAGUAUUUGGAGGAAUUAGCUAUUGAGAACUCUCUUCAACAUGCCCUAACAGUUGAUAGAGAGACUCAAUUGAUUGAAGAUGAGGAGAGUGCAAGGUAUGUGAGGAUGCUAGACUGCCACAAGGAGAAAAGUGGAGAAGACAACUUCAUAGAGCUUCCACAAGAAGUUCAUCAUGCUGCUUCAGUUGAUCAACAAGAGAACCUCCAAGAAGAUGAUUGGAGUGAACUAAAAGCACCAAAAGUGGAGCUUAAACCUCUCCCCCUUGGUGUAAGGGUUCUUCCAAAUCCCCAUACAUCCAAAUGGUCAAGAGAAAACGACUUUCACAUGCUCUUAUGGUACCUUUGCUUAUCGAAGGAUGCCAUUUGGGCUAUGUAA
Brassica oleracea var. oleracea is the source of this 1536-nucleotide messenger RNA. RefSeq lists its product as uncharacterized. Bases 1 to 1536 code for a protein of 511 amino acids. The record is from RefSeq and is a predicted model, not a curated record. The transcript has 3 exons. NCBI's taxonomy places the organism in Eukaryota, Viridiplantae, Streptophyta, Magnoliopsida, Brassicales, Brassicaceae.